UUAAUAAGACCUCUCGUUUUCGUUUUCUUCCAACCUUAACACAGACAGACAUAUUUGCUUGAAGACAAAAUCAAACCUCGUCUUCGAGUUUCGUUCUGGUCUUCCACGUAUGAGCCACUUGCAUUAGUAUAUCUUUUAGGUACAAAUGUCUGAACAUGUUAUGCGCUUCAGAAAAGUUAAAACAGAGAUUUGUAUUGAUGGUUAUGAAUCUGUCUGGUUGAGUCGUUGGACUCGUAGAGACAGAGAUGGGAUGUGCUCGAAGAAGAAUAACGUACUGGAAGAUGGUCAACUGCUGAAAGCGUCAACAGGUUCCAUGAAACUAAAAGGAAAAAUGUUUACUGGAGUUCUUGAUCUAUUUCCUAAUCCUGAUUCAGCUGUUCCAAGUGUCGAAAUAGUACCUGACAUGAACAAAGCACCGCGUAUUGUUGCUGACAGAGAAGACUCAGUAGAAGAGGAUGAAGGGGAAACAAGCAGUCGAGCUACUCAAAGUAUGAAUGUGGAACACUUUCACAACAACCCCAAAACCAAGUUGCUUCGCGAGUGCAAGCGUAUAUGGUCGGACUCUGAAACCAAUAGUCGAUCACAGGUCAAACGUUUGAAGACAAACGCAUCGGAUGAUAGUGGAAAUGAAACCAAGAGCAUGAUGGUUGUUGAAGAUGGGCCAUCAGGGAUGAAGGUGAAUUACUUCCACAGAAUACUCGGAAUCAACAAACCCGGAUCCAGAAGAUAUCAAAAUCCCUCCACAUCACAAAUCAAGAAUCUUAAUAUGGAAGAAGACGUUAACCCAUGGAUUCAGAGAUGGUGUAAGAAAAAAGCUGCAGAGACUCAUGUACCAAGAGGAGGGAAAGAAGUCUACCCAAAGGGCACUGCGCUAGAGAAGCAGUUUCCAAGUAUUGCAGCAAUGGCAAUGAUGAAGAAGGCUCUGAACGGUUUAAACCCGACCAGCUGUAGAAAGACCAACUCCCUCUUCGUCUGGGAUGCUGAGGAUUUAAGGUGAAUAUUUUCUGUAUUGCCAAUCUACCUACUUCAAAUAAACUUGGAAUUGUGUCUGCAAUAACUAAAAGUACUUGCAAUACUGGUGUAAUCAUUUCUACCAUUUGAGAUAUAAGUAAAAUUUUAAGGCCUUGUUUCAA
Capsella rubella is the source of this 1133-nucleotide messenger RNA. Its product is annotated as F-box protein At2g16365. Gene Ontology annotation, biological process: regulation of photomorphogenesis. The record is from RefSeq and is a predicted model, not a curated record. Bases 146 to 997 code for a protein of 283 amino acids. Lineage: Eukaryota; Viridiplantae; Streptophyta; Magnoliopsida; Brassicales; Brassicaceae. The transcript is spliced from 2 exons.